Molecule: messenger RNA, 1752 nt
Organism: Glycine soja
Lineage: Eukaryota; Viridiplantae; Streptophyta; Magnoliopsida; Fabales; Fabaceae
Product: thiosulfate/3-mercaptopyruvate sulfurtransferase 2-like
Exons: 12
Coding region: 162-1301 (379 amino acids)
Biological process (GO): transsulfuration
Cellular component (GO): mitochondrion
Molecular function (GO): thiosulfate-cyanide sulfurtransferase activity
Source: RefSeq, a predicted model, not a curated record
AGUAGUGGCAGUGGCACCUUCAGCUGCACAAAGAUUCCCAAAGUUGAGAAACAGCACACUCUCUCACUCACUUGUCAUUGUUAUUUUUGUUUUACAUUUUGUCACAAUCUGUGACUGUUCGAGUUAUCCGAGGCCCCUCUUUUAUAUGGUCGUUAAUAAAAAUGGCUUCGACCCUUUUCACAAAGAUGCUUUUGGGCCAACGAUUGAUCCAUCCUUAUUCGUUCCUCACUCACCAGCCACAGAUUCUCUCUUCUCUAUUCAGUAAACGGCUGUUUUGUAUACGAGCUGUCCCAGUCUCAGCCUAUACAUCCCAAAACAUCAAAACAACUGGUUGGGCUCCUUGUAUGGCUUCUUCCUCAGUUGGUAGAAGGGCUACAUAUUCAACACAAUCUGUAUCAACAAAUGAGCCAGUUGUAUCUGUAGAUUGGCUUUAUGAUAACCUGAAGGAGCCAGAUAUCAAGGUACUAGAUGCUUCGUGGUACAUGCCGGAUGAGCAGAGGAAUCCAAUUCAAGAAUAUCAGGUUGCUCACAUUCCUGGUGCCCUUUUCUUUGACGUAGAUGGAAUAGCAGAUCGGACUACAAAAUUACCACAUAUGCUGCCAUCAGAGGAAGCUUUUGCUGCUGCUGUUUCUGCUCUUGGCAUUGAGAACAAAGAUGAUUUGGUUGUUUAUGAUGGAAAAGGGUUAUUUAGUGCAGCUCGUGUUUGGUGGAUGUUCCGAGUAUUUGGGCAUGACAGAGUUUGGGUAUUAGAUGGUGGCCUGCCGAGAUGGCGUGCAUCAGGUUAUGAUGUUGAAUCCAGUGCUUCAAGUGAUGCUAUUCUUAAGGCCAGUGCUGCUAGUGAGGCUAUAGAGAAAGUAUAUAAGGGACAGACAGUUGGCCCACUCACAUUUCAGACUAAAUUUCAGCCACAUCUUGUUUGGAACAUUGAUCAGGUAAAGAAAAAUAUAGAGGACAAAACUCACCAACACAUAGAUGCUCGAUCAAAGCCUAGGUUUGAUGGAGCUGUACAAGAGCCUCGAAAGGGAAUCAGAAGUGGUCAUGUACCUGGUAGCAAAUGCAUCCCUUUUGCCCAGUUGUUAGAUAGUUCACAGACAUUGUUACCAGCAGAUGAGUUGAAGAAGCGAUUUGAACAAGAAGGCAUCUCUGUGGAAAGCCCAGCUGUGACUUCAUGUGGAACGGGCGUAACUGCUUGCAUUCUUGCAUUGGGUCUUCAUCGUCUUGGAAAGUCUGAUGUUGCAGUUUAUGAUGGAUCUUGGACUGAAUGGGGAGCACAAUCUGAUACACUUGUUGACACUUCAUGAAUUCAAUACAGCUAAAUUUGCAUGCCACCAGAAAGUAUCUGCAAGUGAAGGGGCUGUAUCCAUUUGUCAAACAUUUUGAAGACACCAAUUUUUCUAUGCUUUACUGUUUGUUUGUUGUUCUGGUUUAGUUGUGGUUGAGAUUCUUGAGAAUCGCAAAUAUGUUCCAUGUCAAAUGUUACUAAUAUUAAAUCCUAUCAUGUGGCUUAUAAAAAUAAUGAUAGGGUUGUUAAAAAAUGUCUCAUAGAAAUGGGAAAUGGUUGGGUUUGUUAAAAAUUACAAAAUAAAAUUUACGAUCAUACCACACACACUUAUGCACUAAUGAUUAAUCAGUGCUGUUGGGACACUGUUUUGGGGUGUGUUUACCCGUGGAAACUUAAUCCACACGUGCCAUCUUGAUAGAAAUUUGAAUGAGACAAUUGUUACUCAAUGAAAAGUUCUUGUUAUAGUCUGA